Molecule: messenger RNA, 865 nt
Organism: Nothobranchius furzeri (turquoise killifish)
Lineage: Eukaryota; Metazoa; Chordata; Actinopteri; Cyprinodontiformes; Nothobranchiidae
Gene: nme6
Product: NME/NM23 nucleoside diphosphate kinase 6
Biological process (GO): UTP biosynthetic process; negative regulation of cell growth; CTP biosynthetic process
Cellular component (GO): mitochondrion
Molecular function (GO): nucleoside diphosphate kinase activity
Source: RefSeq, a predicted model, not a curated record
UCGGGGACGAUUUUGACAAACGGACAAAUCAGGAAAUGGAAUCGUUCAGCUAGCUUAAAGUUGUUUCAUUACAUUUAUCGCUUAAAAUGCAAACUGCUAUUGAUGACUACUGCAUUGGAGUUUUAUCAAGAGCUUCUGCAACGUUUUCUUUUACGUAAAAGUGGAAAUUUAAACUGGUGCAGCGGCGUUUUAGCUUUUGCUACACCCUGAAAAACUAAAAAAAGAUCAUGUUACUGACGACCACUCGCCUGUCUAAAGUGCUGCAGCUCACCCUAGCGGUCAUCAAACCAGAUGCUGUGGCUCAUCCCUUAAUGUCAGAGGCUCUUCAUCAGAUAAUUCUGGAAAACAAAUUUGUGAUUGUGAGAAACAAAGAGCUGGCGUGGAGACCACAGGACUCCGAGAAGUUUUACGCUGAACACUCAGAGCGAUUCUUCUAUCAACGACUAGUUGAGUUCAUGUCCAGUGGUCCCAUGCGAGCGUAUAUCUUAGCCAAGGAGGACGGGAUACGUCACUGGAGGGACCUGAUGGGACCCACUAAAGUGUUUCGAGCCAGAUACACGUCCCCCACCUCCCUCAGGGCCCAGUUUGGGCUCACAGACACUAGAAACACAACUCAUGGCUCAGAUUCUCCAGAGUCAGCUCGAAGAGAAAUCUGUUUCUUCUUCCCAGAUUUCCACGUAGAAGAGUGGAUGGAUAAAGACGAGCCAUUAUUCCGAUCGGGACGGAUACUCUACGACCUCCAAAAACAGAUCCACACAGUGUCGGCACCCAGCUGACCCCAGACCAGCUUAGAGCGGGUUUAAAGUCUGUCAUGAAUACACUCUGUCUUGUUUCAGUUGCUUUUGUAUUAAAAGUAUGGAAUUUA